Wyeomyia smithii (pitcher-plant mosquito) is the source of this 1374-nucleotide messenger RNA. RefSeq names its product probable phosphoserine aminotransferase. Gene Ontology annotation, molecular function: pyridoxal phosphate binding; O-phospho-L-serine:2-oxoglutarate transaminase activity. Gene Ontology annotation, biological process: L-serine biosynthetic process. Lineage: Eukaryota; Metazoa; Arthropoda; Insecta; Diptera; Culicidae. Gene Ontology annotation, cellular component: cytoplasm. The coding region runs from base 202 to 1290 and encodes 362 amino acids. The record is from RefSeq and is a predicted model, not a curated record. The transcript has 4 exons.
ACACUCGGCCUUCAGUAUUAACUAUACCACUACAUACGAGCCACGCCGAUUGAGUGCUUACCAUCAAUGACUGUGUCGCCAUUCGUAAGUGGAUCUUGUCUCAAGCCGGUCGUCUGUGCGUCACACCAUAAGCCCCGUUGGCAACAGGUUACAACUAGUAACGAUUAGUGCAGUGCGGUGAAUUGUGGAGGAUCUCCAGCAAUGGUAGUAAAUUUCGGAGCUGGACCGGCUAAAUUGCCUCGUGAGGUUCUGCUGGAAGUUCAGAAGGAACUAGUGGAGUAUGGCACGAACGGUAUGAGUGUGAUGGAAAUGUCUCACCGUGGCUCAUCGUAUAUGAAGAUACACAAUGACACUCUCGAAUUAGCUCGGGAACUAUUAAAAGUCCCUGACAACUACAAAAUCCUGCUCAUGCAAGGUGGCGGUACGGGCUUAUUUGCAGCUGUUGCGAUGAACCUUAUCGGUAGAACGGGUACAGCCGACUAUCUCGUAACUGGUUCGUGGUCCACUAAAGCAGCCAAAGAAGCUGCGAAAUACGGAAAAGUGAAUCAGGUAGUGCCAAAACCCGUCAAGCACAUUUGCGUACCGAACCCGAAAGAGUGGAAGCUCGAUCCGAAGGCUUCGUAUGUGUACUACUGUGACAAUGAAACCAUCGAAGGAGUGGAGUUCAACUUCGUUCCACAAACUAACGACGUUCCACUAGUCGUAGAUAUGUCAUCCAACAUUAUGUCGAAACCAGUUGAUGUCAAAAAGUUUGGAGUGAUUUUCGCUUGCGCUCAGAAAAACAUCGGACCGUCCGGAAUAACGUUAGUCAUUGUGCGAGAGGAUUUGAUCGGACACCAUCUGCCAAUAACACCAGCAAUUUUGGAAUUCUCAAUGAACGCUAAGGAAAACUCCAUCUACAAUACACCUCCUACCUUCAUCAUCUACGUCAUGGGUCGCGUCUUCGCCUGGAUCAAACGUCAGGGAGGUGUGGAAAAAAUGCACCAAGUAGCGCUGAAAAAAUCCAACAUGAUCUACGAAGUGAUCGCGAAAUCCAACGAUUUCUACUAUUGUCCCGUAGAACGCGAAGUCCGCAGUCGAAUGAAUGUACCCUUCCGCAUCGGGGGUGCCGGUGGUAACGAUGCGUUGGAGAAAGAAUUUCUGAAGGGUGCAGAAGCUUUGGGAAUGCAACAACUGAAGGGUCAUCGCCUGGUAGGUGGCAUCCGCGCUUCACUCUACAAUGCCGUAACCGUCGAGGAGACAGAAGCACUCCGAAAGUUCAUGUUGGAAUUUCACACAAAGAAUUCGUAAUAAUUUACACUAGAGAUUCUAUUCAAUAAAUCUAAAAUCACACAACAUUUUCUUGAGCGAAAAUGCCAUCCAGAAUGGACUCCA